Messenger RNA from Oxyura jamaicensis (ruddy duck), 5466 nucleotides. RefSeq names its product cytoglobin (gene CYGB). Gene Ontology annotation, biological process: oxygen transport. Bases 395 to 934 code for a protein of 179 amino acids. The transcript has 3 exons. NCBI's taxonomy places the organism in Eukaryota, Metazoa, Chordata, Aves, Anseriformes, Anatidae. The record is from RefSeq and is a predicted model, not a curated record. Gene Ontology annotation, molecular function: oxygen binding; heme binding; iron ion binding.
GAGAGAGGAGGAGAGAGGGAGAAAGUGAGCUCACGUUCACACAUUGGGGAAGAGGCUGGUCUUGCAAUGCCUUUGAAUAUUUUACUUUUCGGCAGUUUCCCAUCAGUCAGCCGCACGCAGCCAGGCUGAGCUGAGGCUCGCCGCAGCCAUGGGCAGCACGGGGAGCCCUGAGGUCUAACCGCAGGCACCCGACCCCGGGGCUGUUUUCUUAAAAUCACGCACUCAGGCAGGCAGGCAGCGCCCGCUGCGCUCGCACAGCCGGCAGAGCCGCCAGCGCCCGCGCGGCCGCCGAGCAGACACCUUUUCUCUUCUCGCAGGAGAUCCCCGCGCACACUCACACGCAUCUCCCCGAGCCUCCUCCUGGCUUCCCGGAGGAUCGUGCCGGCUGCUUCCCAUGGAGAAAGUCCAGGGAGAAAUGGAGAUCGAGAGGUGGGAAAGAAGUGAAGAGAUCUCGGAGGCGGAAAAGAAGGUGAUUCAAGAGACAUGGAGCAGAGUAUACGCAAACUGCGAGGACGUUGGGGUCUCCGUGCUCAUCAGGUUUUUCGUCAACUUCCCGUCAGCCAAGCAGUACUUCAGCCAGUUCAAGCACAUGGACGACACGCUGGAGAUGGAGAGGAGCUUGCAGCUGCGCAAGCACGCCCAGCGGGUCAUGGGGGCCAUUAACACCGUGGUGGAGAACCUCAACGACCCGGAGAAGGUCUCCUCCGUCCUGGCCCUGGUGGGCAAGGCCCACGCCCUCAAGCACAAAGUGGAGCCCGUCUACUUCAAGAAACUCACUGGCGUCCUGCUGGAGGUCAUCUCCGAGGCGUACGGCAACGACUUCACCCCGGAGGCGCACGGCGCCUGGACCAAGAUGCGGACCCUCAUCUACACCCACGUCACGGCGGCGUACAAGGAGGUGGGCUGGGCGCCAUACCCCAACGCCACCCUGUGAGGGACAGCGGGCACGGGUGAGGGGCGGGGAGGGGGUCGCUCAUGCCAGGACCCCGCCCUGGUCUCUUCUCAAAAGAUCUUUCGCUCGGUCUGGGGAGCCCGGUGGGGCCGGCUCCGGGAGCUGCCAAGUCAUAAUUUGAUCUCUAUAGGGUUUAAAAAAAUAAUAAAUCACAACGACAAGCCAAAAAGAACCACGAAGGGUGCGGGCGGGUCGGGGUGAAGCAGGGGGUGCGUUGGUUGUGGGCUCCAUCCUCCCAUCCCGGCCCGUCCAUCACCGGAUCCCGCGCUCGCCGCCGCCGCGUCCCUCGGGCGAGCUGUGCCGAAAGGCAGCAGCGUGCAGCUCACCGCUGGGUGAAACCACCCUCGACCGCCCUCGCUUUCCAUGCAAAGCCCCUCGGGGAAACCCAGCUCCUUGCUUUUUUUUUCGGGCCCACCGGCUGCCCUCCCCGACACUGCGCUUCGCUUUGCCUGCACCGCUCCCCGCAGCCUCGCAGGGCUGCCCCGCGCCCUCUGCGUCCCCGGGCCAGUGCUCCUUGCCCUCCUCACCCGCAGCUCUCGGCUGCCUGUUGCAGACCGUCCCGGGGCUGCAGGGAGCAAGGGGACGGAUGGAUGUGCCACUUGGCCCCGUUGGGAGAGAGAAAAGGGAAGGACGGAGUGCCUCCGGGUGGGUGCAUGAGCCCGCCCGUGGGUCCCGCGGGGAUGAUGCUGAUGGCAGGGAUGUGCGUGAGGAUGGGUUCAGGUGGCACGUGUCGUGCCUGGGCUGCUGCCCACAGCCCUGGUAGCUUGUGUGUGCGUGUCUGCCUGUCUGGCAGGGACGUGGAGUCAGGACGAGAAGGGGAAAUUGGGAAUUAAGAGAGGGAAAGAUGAAGUGGCUGCAGCAGGAGGGAUUCCUGGGGGUGAAGGAAGGCUCCUGCCCUGCUAAAAUCAAAGCUUUUACGUAAAGAAUAUUCCUGCCCUCUUGGUGAGGCUGGGCUCCUCCAGAUGAAGUGCCUGGUAGAAAUCCCCCCAUGCAGGAGGACCUCGUGGGCCCGGCAGUGCUCCCACCUGUCCCGGCAGAGGGGGGGCCCCCCGUUACCUCCCGCGGACAUGUUAGCUUUGUAGGGGGCCUGGGGGCCGGCUGGUGGGAGUCCAGGGAUGGUAGUUAGCUAGGAAGCUUGGCAUCCGUGCCACCUGGUACUGCCCAAGCUGUCCCUUACACUUAAAGGCAAUGUCACCUAUUGAAGUUUGUGUGUGAGCAGCCAGGAAUUCCUGCUCUGCUCGCCCACAGCUGGCUCCUCUCUUCUUGUAAGCACCCGCAGGGAAUCCUUUUUGCUCGCGUUGUUUGGGAUCUUUUUCUGCCCCAGCCUCUCCCCUAAGAAGCUGGAUACAAUCUGGAGAGGUCCCCGGGGCUCCUGUGCCUGCCAGCCCCGUGUGCCUGUUCCUACAGAUGUGUUGGGGUUUUCUCCUUCCUCCCUUCUUUGGCUGUAACGGGGUUUUGCUCUGGGUAGGUGGGAGCCCGCACAGGGGGGCACACACCAGCUCUGGAGGCUUUCUCGCAUCCUCUGAGCUCAGUUAUGUGCAGCCUGGGCUUUGUCCCAUUGCCCCCUGGCUUUAGGCAAAGGGGGAUCUGGGGAGGACCCGGAGCCCCUUGGUGGUGCUCCUGCACCUUCCUGGCUCGCAGGCUGCCAGGGGAGCCAGCAGGAGAGCCUUCAGCCCCUCGGAGAGGCAGAGCGAGGGGGGAGAAAGCUGCCAGGAGGAGGAAGAGGAGGAGGAUUUCCACCGGUGAGCAGCAUCCCAAGGCCUGCCUGAACCAGGGAGGCACGUCACAGCCCGAAAGCAGCCUUGGGAAGGUGGGCAUGGGGUGAGGAGGGGCCCUGCCCCUGCAGCAGGGUCCCUGGCAGUCAGCACCCCUGAAUUUCAGCCCACCAACCUGCACCCCUAAAGGUGCCGGCACCUUCUGGCGUCCAAGCAGCUGCUCACCGCUUGCAGAGGCACCCUUCAACCGCCAGCUGUGCUCACAGCUGGCCGCUGUCAGGAUCAGGCCCCUUGCAGAUGGGAAAAGACCUGGUCAGCCCUUGGCCCCGCUCCAGCACAAAGCAGGGAGCGAUCGCUUGGAGCGGGGCCGCGAGGUUUUUUUUGUGCGUGCAUCACCAGGCUCUCACAAGUGCAGUUGCACCGACCUCUGCCAAACCCUCGGGGCCAGCCAGGCGUGUUUUCGCCGAGUUCAGUACUCGCCGUGCUCUGCCGGGCCGUAUGGGGACGUUUCAUCUUUAGACAAAAGUUCACGUGUUAACCUUCUGAGGUUAAUGUUCUCCAGGCUGAGAUUUUAUUUUGGGGUGGAAACCUUUUCCUCUGCUCUCCCUCCCCUCAGCCAAAACCGGGCUCAGCUGCGGCCCUGCAGGAAGCAGAAAAUUGCUACAGCUAGAAAGAAAGGGGGGGGCGUCUGCUCUGUGGCUGGGCUUGGGGAUGGGAAUGCUCUGCCAAGGGCCCCUCUCCAUCGGCUCCAGCUGGAUGUGGUUUGACGGGAGGUGACCGUGGGGAGGCCACCAAGUCCCCGUGUUCACUUCUGACCCACCUGCGUGCCCGGGCUUUGGGGGAGCAGCCGGCAGCAGUGAGGUUCCCCCACGUCAAAGCCAUCGACCAGGUGUCUGCAGGGACCCUCGUGUCCUCCCCCAGCUCCUGGUGAGACCCCUGGGGUGGCUCAGGCUGGGGACAGCCCUGUCCCCAAGGGCUUGGACAACUCCUUUACGUGGCCAGCCCAGGUUGGGGAUGAAGGUAGGUGGGUUUGGGGUCUGGGCCUGGCUGAGCCCUGUCCCCGCUGGUGCCCAAUGCUCUUCAGACAUUACCCCCAGAGCUGCAGGAUCUUGGGACAUUGUUUGGUUUCUUCUUUUUUUUUCCCCCCCCUCUGUUUAGUUUAUUCUCUUUUUUCCCUCUCCAUGUCUAGAAAAACCGGCCCAUGGCUGCAUGUGUGCACGCAUGUGUGUGUCGGGCUUGUUUAUUUUCCAGACAUACUUUUCUAAACCAAAUCCAGAUGCGUGCAGCUGCUGUCCCUCGAGGAUCCACCCCAUCAGCCAAAUUGCGAGCCACUCAAAUAUAUGCAAACAAAACAUGUUUAUUUUUACCAGCUCUGUAGGAAGUAAAAAUGAAGUGGGGAAGGUGGCCAGGGCAGAGCUUGCUCGGGGAAGAGACAGAGAUAAAGCGAACGCCCCCGCUCUGCCGCCCUCAGCAAAGCAGCCAUGGCUUAAAUUGGGAAAAUUGUCAUCUGGGGAGAGAUGAAAAUGAACAGAAAAAGGAAAAAAUAUCAUUCCGGAGUGACAGAGGGAUGAAAAAUGCGGUGGGGAAGAGCGGAAAGGGAGGGCAGGGCUUGGCUCUCCAGCGUGCGCAGCUGCUCGGUGUCACAGCCAGCUGGCAGCUGGUGGCCGUCCUGUCCUCCGGGAAGUGUGGCACUUUGCCUCCCAUGUGCUCCUGUGCCCCCCGUGAGCCUGCCCUGCUCAGAGCUGCCUCCCCUGGCAGCAGGGCAGGAUGUGGCCCCUCGCUCAUACAGCGGCUCGGUGCCGCUGGCUUAGCCUCGGUGCCAGGCUUGGACCCGUGAGCCGGUGGGAAAGGUUUGUGCCCCCGCCAGCAGGAUGAGUGCUGAGCUGGAGGGGUGGGAUUCGGCAUCCCCAGGGCAGGAUCUGGCCCCAAGCAUCUCCUCUUGGCUCCCUUUGGGAACACCCACUUCCCCCCUAAUUUGGCACCGCGUUUGGCCGGCUGGAGCUGGGUGCUCCGUGCCCAAGGACAGCGGGAGCGUUGGGUUCAGGGUGGGACAAAGACCCCGUCCACCCCAUCACCAUGGCUAGUGCAUACAUAGCUGCGUCUCAUUCACACCCACACCUCGAGAGAGACUGACUCCACCAGAGCCAAGGAGCCCCUGAGGACCUUGUGCCCCCUCCAUCACCUCCCUGUGGGGCCGGGGAGUCUGGCCACGUCCCUACCCUUGUGCUUCGAUCCAGCACAGGGGGCUGGGACCCCUCACUCCCUGGGGAACCUGCCCGGAGACUCCAGGGGGGACCAGAAUUUGGCCACCAGAGCUCAACCCUGGUGUGCUGGUGCCCGUGCGAGGACAGCUCAGGGCCACCCGCGGCGGCACCGGGAAGGCAGGCGAGGACGGGAAUGCCGCCACCGCACCGCGGACCGACUUCGGGAGGGAUAAAGCUGCCCGCGGGGCUCUGACCCGUUCCACGGGCUGCGCCGCUAACUAUUCUCCAUAGCUGAAGUUGUCUCUAAUCGUUAGUUUGUCCGAAGCCGUCCCCCAGUGACCCACAGACGUGAGCCGGCGCGCUCUGAUGUAGCUCUGUGUCUGUACCGUUACCGAUGCUGCUGCGGAUGCUCUUCAUGUACGUGUUUCUCGGCGCUUCCGUGCUGGUUUUAUACAUGCCGUCUAGUGUACGAUGGAUGUAACUGUUUUGGUUUUUUUCUUCCUUUUUGUAGGUUUUUAGUAUGUUUGUAACCAGACAGAAUGGUGUUAUUAAACUGAAACUUGUAUCUUCAGUGGAUAAAUCGAUCAAAACCCUC